This is a messenger RNA of Penicillium cataractarum, 1176 nucleotides long. RefSeq lists its product as uncharacterized. Lineage: Eukaryota; Fungi; Ascomycota; Eurotiomycetes; Eurotiales; Aspergillaceae. The transcript has a single exon. The coding region runs from base 1 to 1176 and encodes 391 amino acids. The record is from RefSeq and is a predicted model, not a curated record.
AUGAAGCAAUUUGUUCAACUCACUCUUUUGGCAUCAACUCUCGGGCUUCUUCCAACAUCUCUAGCCUGCACCAACGAGGAAGACUGCGGUUUGAACGGCAUAUGUUCACACAAUACCUGUAUCUGUGACCCUGGCUGGACAGGCAACGACUGCGGACGACUCGACCUCCGUCCAGGCCCGCGGGCAAAUGGCUACAACCUCACGGAAGAGGGGACAUCAUCAUGGUGCAACCAAAUCCUUCAAGACCGACUAAACAAAGACCUCUACCAUCUAAUCGUUUCCGAGUUCACUCAUGGCUGCGGCCUGGAUUACUGGUCCCCCUUCAGCCGUAUCAUCCGAGCUGAAUCUACAACGGGACCCCUCGGGCCAUACACCUUCAAGCAAGAUAUCGCACCCUCCUUCGCGCAUAACCCAACCGUCAUCUGGAGCGAAACGGACCAGAAAUAUCUGAUGUAUAAUAUAGGAUGUCCACAAAAUGUCCCGUCUACCUGCCAGAAUGUAAACUUCACCUGCGGACCGGGCAACACCCUCAACGGCGAGAGCGGAAUCAGCCUCUGGUCCUCUCCAGAUUUAUACAACUGGACCUCCCACGGCCAGAUUAUGCCAGGCACGAACAACAACGCCUGGGACGCUGAUAUAACCAACCCAGCACCGCUUCAUCUCAGCUCCCACCAUAAGACCAGAAACUCACAUCCCCAAACAAUCCUCGCCUACCGCGGCUGCCCCUACAACUGCAGCGGCGCCGAACAAAUAAACCUCGCCAUCGCAUCAGUCUCCACAGGCCCCUACACACGUCUCCACCCUGACUCCCCCAUAUUCCCCUUUCCCAGCGAAGACCCCUUCAUCUGGGAAGAUAAACGGGGGAACUACCACAUGCUGGUCCACUCUCUCCUGGCUGAUGCGGGAUUCGGGGAUGGGCCGAAUGUAGGGCGUCAUGCGUUUGCGAGAUCGUGGGCGGGACCGUGGACGUUUAAUAAUGCAAGUGUGGCGUUUACGACGAGGGUUGUGUUUGAGGAUGGGUUCGUUGUGGAUUAUUUUAGGAGGGAGAGGCCGAGUUUGUUUUUUAGUGGGGAUGGAGAGAUGAGGCCGGUGUUGCUUUCGACGGGGGUGCAGGAGGUCGGGGGGAUGGGGAGUUAUUCGCUUAUACAGCCCAUUGGGGAUGGGAAAGGGAUUUGA